UGCCGGCCUGCCCGCGCCGGGUGGGGCGGCGGGGGCCGAGCUCGGCGGCGGUAAAGGAGCCCGGGUGCCGUCACCCGGUACCGCGGGCUCGGCUCCGUGCCGUGGGCUCGGCCCGUCCUGCCCACGCUCGGCCGUGCCGCCCCGGCUGCGGCGUCAGCGGGUUUAUCAUUAACUUGCCGCGGGCAGCGGGAGAGCGGCCGCGGCCGGGCACGGUUCCCCGGCGCCGGCCCCUGCCUCCGCCGCAGGACUCUUGAACACAAGGCAACGUGCCAGGCACCAACAGCCGAGGCAGGGAGGGAACAGCUAGCCUCGGCAGCGAGGAGCAGGGCAGAGGUGGCAAACCCCGCUCUGCCCUCGGGGACCGGCCCCUGCGCAGUCCCAGUGAGGAGCGUGCCGCCAAGAUGGCGAGUGCCCGUGGGGCAGCCCCCGAUGCCGAGGACGCAGCUGAAACCGAAGAGGCCAUCUACGAGGAGGUGAAGCCCUGCAACAGGAUGGAGCUGAGCCAGCAGCUGGCCGUGGAGGAGCUCAUCACCACCGAGGCCAGCUAUGUCCACAACAUCCAGCUCUGCGUGUCGGACAUCCGGGCACACCUCCAGAAGAAGCAGCUGCCUGAUCUUGACCUGGAAGGACUUUUCUCUAACACGGACGACAUCCUCCAUGUCUCCAGACGGUUUCUGAAGGGUCUCGAGGCCACGGCCACUCAGGAGCACGAGCAGCUGCUCUGCAUCAGCGCCCUGUUCCAGGAGUUCAAGGAGGAGAUGGAAACCGUCUACAAGAUCUACUGUGCCAGCUAUGAGCAUGCCCUCCUGCUGGUGGAGAGCUACCGCAAGGACCCCAGGCUGCAGGAGGAGAUCUUGGAGACCCUGAAUGCAACAGUGCCUCACACGGGUGCGUCAGACCUCAGCUUCUUCCUGGUGAUGCCUGUGCAGAGGGUCACCAAAUACCCGCUGCUGCUGGGGAAGAUCCUGGAGAACACCCCCACCAGUGCCAGCGCCUACCCGGCCCUGCAGGCAGCCGUCCGUGCCAUGACCCAGGUCAACGCCAACAUCAACGAGUACAAACGGCGCAGAGAAGUAGCAACCAAAUACAACAAGGCCGAGCACCUGACGCUGCGGGACCGCUUUGCGCGCCUCAACACGCACUCCAUCGCCAAGAAGACCACACGGCUGAGCCGGCUCUUCAUGCACGAGGCCGGCAUCGUGGCCAAGAUGGAGGACAGGGAGUACGACGACCUGGAGGAGAAGUUCCAGUGUGUGGUGUCCAGCGUGGCUGUACUGAAGGAGAAUGUGGCGUCCUACCUCGGCCAUUUAGAGGCGUUCCUGUUGCCCACCCCACACAAGUGUGAGCUGCAGAUCAAUGAGGGACCCGCCCAGCAGUACCAACGCUUUGCAGAAUACCUCCAUUGCACUGUUUUCCCAGAGUUUAAGCGACGGCUAGACAGGCUGGUCUGCCAGCCCCUCUGCAGCCUCUCAGACAUGCUGGUGGGGCCACAACAGCUGGUCAAGAAGCGCCUGGACAAGCUGCUGGACUAUGAGGAGAUCCAGGAGCGGAAGAGCGAGAUGGGCAGCGUGACGUACGACGAGGAGGCAGCCAUGAACACCUACCUUGCCAUCAAUGCCCUGCUCGUGGCUGAGCUCCCGCAGUUCAACCAGGUGGCUCUGCAGCUCCUGGGGGAGAUACUGUGCUCCUUCAGUGCCCUGCAACGGGACUUGGCUGCCCAGGUCCUGCAGCAGGCACAAAAGGAGCUAGAGCAGAUGCCCCAUGGCCGCAUGCCUCUGCCCAGUUUCUGGAAGAUGGUGGAAGACACCUUGCAGCAGUCUGGUGCUCAGCUCCGUACCUUCUGCCAGACUUUUGAGACUGUCACACCGACCCCUGCGACACAGCCUCUGAACCCUGCUGAGGAACGGAAGGUCCUUUCCCUUGUGAGCAAGCACGGCCCAGAGAAACUUUACCAAGUGACAAGCAACAUCAGUGGCAGCAAAGACUUGGACCUGACCUUGCAAAGGGGACAGAUUGUAGCUCUGCUGCAAAGUGUGGACACUAAGGGGAACACGAGCAGAUGGCUGGUGGAUGCUGGAGGUCCCCGAGGGUUUGUGCCUGCUGGAAAACUCCAGCCCUAUUGUCCGGUACAAAGCCAGCAGCCUGGGAUGCAGAUGCCAGCCCUGGAGAGCAGCACAGAGGGAAGGCGACAUUCAUAUGCAGCACCUGAAGCUCCCAGGCCCCAGGUGGCCACCUUCACCCCAGCUUUCCAGGUGGUUGCCGGCUUCUCCUUCGCAGCCAGGAGUCCGCAGGAGGUGAGCCUCCAGGCAGGGCAGCCCGUGGUGGUGCUGGAGCCUUACGACAAGAAGGGGAGCAAGGAGUGGAGUCUGGUGGAUGUGAACGGCCAGAGGGGCUAUGUGCCCUCCAGCUACCUGGUGACAGUCCCUCUGCAGAAGCCCAUGGGCUGGAGCUUGCCUGUGUGAGCCCGGCCAGCCCGGCACCCAAGGGCACAGGCUUCGUUGGAUGAGAGCCGUCUGCUUGGCACCCGAGGGCUCGUCACGGGCGAUGCUGGAGGGGGGCGGCUGUGGUGGCCCCAGGCUGGGAAGGUGGUGGGAAGCAGGUGGCAGAAUACGGCCCGGGGGAUGUGGGUGCAAGCGACAGCAGUCAGGAGGCACGUUUUGAUGGGUAGGCGUGAGGGUGCCAUGUCCCAUACGUGUUUGCACAAAGGAGAGGCGUAUGAGGGAGUGAGGGCAGGUGGCUGCAGUUUUCCAGGGAUUUGCUGAAAUCCAUAUCAGUGACAAAAGUGUCCCUAGGGGUGACGAGACAGCAUUGUCCCCACUUAGAUCAGGACCAAGCUGCAAAGAGUGCAGUGCUGCAGAGGGGGUCUUCAGCCUGGCACGGAGCAUCUGGGGCUCUUGGGAAGAGGCCCUCAGGGGGAUCGCUGGUUUGAGUGCGGAGGCCGAUGCGGAGCAGCCCCAGAGGCACGGCUCCUCACCGGGGUGUCACACCUGCCUGGGUGCCCACCCUGAUGUGCCAUUGUGGUCCCUUCGGCGGCACAGCCUUCGCGUCCUGCUAAAGGGCACGGCAACGUCAGCGUGCGCCCGGCCGCACCGGCCGCGAUGGACGGGUGCCGGGCUGAGUGCUGUGUGUCCUCCCCAGCCCUCCUGGCCACCGAGCAUCGCUCCCGGCCUCAGUUUCCCCCCCCGCCGCCGCCCCGCAGCGGGGCUGAUGCCGCUGACCCAUUUGAGAGGCGCUUUGAGCUCUGGUGACGAGGAGCGCUCUGUACACCACCGAUGCUAUUUCGUGUGACCGAUAGGCUGACAUUAUACUAUAUCACACCGUCUCUCCGCCCCACCCGUGCUGAUGGGGGGGCUGCGCAGCGCCCGUGGCAGCCCGGCGCGGUGGCAGCGCGGCCGCGAGGUGGCAGAGCCGCCCCGCCCGCCGCCCAGCGCGCCUCGGCGGCGGCACUGGGAGCACUGGUUUGGGGGCGCUGGCAGGCCGUGGAGGGGUUUCGCCGCUGCGGUGGAGUGUGCGUGUCCUUGGGCGGCGUGGGGACAACCCGAGGCGGCGGGGCUGGCGGUACCGGCGUGAGCACGGCUGUGCCGGGGCAGGGGCUGAAGGCGAGCUGCGCGCCGCUUCCCUCCCAGGCGGUGCUGCUCGGGGCUGGGGGUGAAGAGCACGGCUCCGGGGGUCCUCGGGACACCCCGUCCCCCUCGCCGACCCGCGCAAAUCUCCAGCGGUUUGACACACGCGUGCUCUCUAGAAGCACAGCCCCCCCUGGAAGAGGUUUUGGGGAGAACCAACCUGUGUGGGUUGACCCUGACCUAAGGCUCGGUCUGGGGACGGAGACGUCGCAGCUCUGUGCCUCAGUUUCCCCAUGGCUUGCUCUGAUGCUGUGCUGUUACGUGAUGCUGAUGGGGCUCAGGUCAGGGAGCCGUGCCCACGGCAGUGCUGACAUGGUGUCAGAGGGGAAUUCGGGAGCUCCCGGCUGCAGCCCUCAGGGACUGGCACCGUGCUCCCUCCAUGGGAGAGCUCAGCCCACGGUGCCACGCUGCCCACCCUUCACCCACUGCCAGCAGCGGAGCGUGGAGGCACCCGCCGGUGCAGCAGCCUGGCGUCGUCCCGGCUGCCCUGGGCACCUGCCGCUUCCCACAUCAAAGGUGCAAUGGCCUGACUGGCGAGCGCUGGCAUGCUGGCUCCUGCGCCCUGCCUGGCAGGGAGGCGGCAGGCUUGGCCACCCACGGGCUCCCCACAGGACGCGCUUUGGUGACUGGGUGUGGGUUCCCGCAGUGCUGCCCUGCGGCUGUGGCUGCAGACUGGGCAGGGGGGGGGCAGAGGUGGCGUGUCCUCACUGAAGCUUGCACCGUGUGGGGAGGGAUGAGGUGGGUGCCGGGCAGGUGGGGACAGGCCCCAGAUGCUGCUGUGCACCCCACACGUGGGUCCAGGUGCCUGGUUUGGGGCAGAGCUGUCUGUGGGGCUCACCCUCUUUUGUACCUGCAGGGUCCUGGGACUUUUUAUCUGUGGGGAGGCUGGGGGCUUGCUACCUCCUCCCAGGUGCCAUUGAAAGCCCCAAGCAAAUGCUCACCCACAUGAAACCUGGGAGGGGACGGCAGCACCGGAGAUGGGGACAUAGCCUGGGGAUGCUCCCAGCCUGGGGAAAGGCCGAUGGGCUCCUCAGGAAGGGAAAGCGGGCAGGGUGUGGGGACGAGGGCCGCUGCGCAGGGGCUGUGUUUCUGAGGGUCCCCUGCCCAGCCCCAGCCCUGCAGCAGCAGGGCUUACACCUCCAGCUCGCUGCUGAUGGCUCCUCCGGAUUUUUCCGUUCCUAAUCAAAUCACAUCAGGUCGGAUUUCCCUCCCGAGUUGCCUUCCUGCGAGCUCAGUGGGGCGCAGAUGCAAUCAGCCCUGCGCCAGUGCAGGCAACAGCAGGAGUCAGUGGCUCGAGCAGGUCCUGCUCUGUAGCCCACAGGUGCCUGGGACCCUUUGGAGGGUGAAAGGUGACAGCGGGACAAGGAGCGCUGAGAAAUUGCUGCUGCCUGUGCCCUGAUCUGCCCGCUGGAAGGAGACCUGUGGCGGGCAGGACUUGAUAGGCAGCUUAUAAAACUGGUUGGGCUUUCUCUGUCCCACUCAUCAGGACUCUGGAUUUCAUGUGCUCUGAAACAACAGCUCCCCUUUCCCUCCCUCCAGCCACCGCCGGUGCUGCCUGUGUGUCAGUGCUGGCCAGAAGCUCUUUGCCCUGCCUGCAGCCAGCAUGGGGGUGCAGGCUGUUGCGAGGUGUCCUAGACCCCCGCUGCCUCCCCUGGGUCCCCGCUCUACCCAUCAAAUGUCCGACUACCAGCGCUUGCUAGGGCUGACAGGCAUGAAGGGCAAGGUGAAAGAGCCCACGCACAUCCCACCGGGAGAUGUACAUGAGCCACACACCAGUGCUCUGCGGGAGGUGGCAGCACACCGGGGACACGCUGCUUGUGUCAGGCACCGGCUGCCUGCCCCCUGCCAGAUAACGCGGUUGUGCUCCAGGCUGGUUCAGCCGAGGCACCAAGAGGCUCCUCUGAAUGGUGCUGAGGCGGCCAGCACCAGCACCCUGCUCAGCGGCUGUGGCACUGGUGCCCUGCCUACCCUGAGGUCCUGGCGGCGGCUGGAGCGUGCUGUGGGUGUCCCUGCUAGGAAGAGGGAAAUUAGCUGUGCAGCUCCUCCGGUCUUUGGACCCAAAGGGCUGAGCUGGGCUCUGCAGUACCCACCAGUCCUGCUGCCAACCUCGACGGCCGUGGGACCUUCCCCAUGGGGUCUGUCCUCAGGACAUGGCCUAGUACUUGGCUGCAGGACACGGGGCACCGACAUCCCUCUCUUCUCCCAUGAUUUCACCCAAACUUGUUCCACCUGCUGCUGCCCGGAGCCUGGAAGUGCCCCCUUGGAGUCACUGGAGGGUACGGGGCUCUUCCAGCCUAAACACGAAGGGGAAUAAAGGGCAAAAGUGUGCCUUUAAAUAGCCUGGCAAGGACAGGUUCUCCCGGGAGGAAUGCUCUGGCUGGCCUGGCGGAACAUGCUCGUGGCAGGGGGCAUGGGGGGUCAGCUGGGCAGCGAUGGCUCCUCGCCAGGAGGUCGGGUCAAGGUUAGGCAUCACCCCGGCCGGGCGCCGCUGUGCCGUGUCUCGGCACUGUGGGAGCAGAGCCAUGCAAGGGGGAGGGAAAUGCAUGCCAGGCCGGGGUCUUGCCGUGCCCGGGGCUGAUCGGCAAGGUGGCAGCGGAGCCGGGCAGGCGCUGCUGACUGCAACCUGCCUGCCGACCCGCAAGAGGUUUGGCACCAGCACAGCCUGGCUGCCGGAGCAGCCUGCCGGGCAGCUCGGGUUGUCCAGGAGCGGCUGCUGCACUCCCGUCCGGGCUGAUUCAUAUCCUGGACGUGCAGGCAUUUGGAUAGUGUCCACCCGUGGGGUGUGACAGCGCACAGCCGUGUCCCCAGAGUGCAGGGCGCCAGCCCGGCCACAUGCCGGAGAGCAGGAUGGUGGCAGGUCAGACUCCGCUCUCCCCUGCUUUGCGGGGACACGGCGGUAGCUGCGGGCAGGGUGGGGAGCCGCAAAGCACAUCUCCAGAUGGAGACACCUGGAUCGCGGGGAGGAUGGCUGCGUGCCCAGGUGUCGAUGUGCCCGCUGGCUCUUGCUGGGGCACCCGGGCGGCAGGGAGGCGCGAGAGGAAAGCAGCUGCCAGGGAAGCCCCAAGCCCAGGCUCCCAAACCCAGACCCGUCCUCUCACCGCGGGGUGCCAGGAGGGGAGUACGGGUGCAGCAGGGCUGCGGUGGGCAGGGAAGGAGGGGAGCAGGGGAACCCAGCGGGAGCAGGGUGGCUGCCCUGGGCUGAAGGGCACAGCCAGCCCCAGCGGAGCUGUGCCUGCAGGCAUGGUGCUUGAGUUCACCACCACUGCCGGGCUGAGCUGGCUCCGAGCAGAGCCAGGCUGCCGGCUGCACUGUUCCCAGGCGCCCGCCCGUGUGUGGGAGCAGGGUGGCCCACAAGAAGCAGCCUCGGCACCCUGGUCCCCUGCCGCCCACGCUGGUUCCGCUCGCCAUGCUGCCAGCCGUGAUCAGCAUGGUGCUGCGUGGCCUGAGGGAGGGCUGAGCCCCACGGAGAGUGGCCCUGGGGCUGCGAGACAGGAGCGGAGGUGUGAGCAGCAGCGCUCGCUCCAGGCUUGCGCAGCCAGCACCUGAAUUGUCUAAUAAAGUGUGAAAUUGCUUUCAUGCUCUGCUA
This is a messenger RNA of Aquila chrysaetos chrysaetos, 7209 nucleotides long. It is a transcript of the gene ARHGEF37, whose product is annotated as Rho guanine nucleotide exchange factor 37. Gene Ontology annotation, molecular function: protein binding; guanyl-nucleotide exchange factor activity. The transcript has 14 exons. The record is from RefSeq and is a predicted model, not a curated record. Gene Ontology annotation, cellular component: cytoplasm. NCBI's taxonomy places the organism in Eukaryota, Metazoa, Chordata, Aves, Accipitriformes, Accipitridae. The coding region runs from base 402 to 2462 and encodes 686 amino acids.